CUCUUCAAAAGCGAUUUCGCUUGAUUUCAUCAUCGCGACUGGCUGGCUCAAACCUCUCGGCACGGUGAGCCACUCGAAGAACCUCGUGUGUCGCCAGGACAGACCCAUGGCAGUGGGUUUCCAAGGCGAUCCCGGCAAGCUGAGUUGGUGACCUGUCCGAUGCAGUCCAUGGAGCUUAUCGCCGAUGUGAUAACGAUAGACGAGACCCACCCACAGUAACAGUGACUUGUUUGUGAGCCAGUCCUCACUCGCUGCUUCCUAGCACUGAGGGGAGUAGCAGCUCUGCCAGGCUUCACCACGUGAACGGUGUUGCCAGCUUGUGUCGCCCUCGCAGCUCUCAGGCCCCGCAGACAGAAGAACAAGCAUCGCUCAGAAAAGGGAGGAAAGGAUCCGAGAAUACAAAAAUAUUAAUUUACCAAGCACCGUCAUCACGCAGAGACAUUGUCAGCAAUCCUAAGCAUGGGCAAGAGAAAAAUAGAAUUCUUACCGGACGGGGCCAUCGACAUGAAAGAAGUUCCAUUCUGGACAUCGGCCCGUCUGUGUCUGGCUGUCAUCGGCUUUCUCGGCUUCAUCUUCGUCUACGCCCUUCGCGUUAACCUGUCGGUCGCCGUCGUCUGCAUGGUCAACCGCACGGCCGUGGCCGCCAUCAGCAGAGACGACAACAGCAGUGCCGGCGUCGGCGACGAGGAAUGUGCCGCCCUCUCUACCGGAAAUGCCACGUCGGGUUCUUCGGUUGAGGACGGCAACAUAGAAUGGGACAAGAAGACUCAAGGCAUGGUGCUGGGCUCUUUCUUCUGGGGCUACCUAGCCUCACAGAUUCCUGCGGGCUGGCUGGCCACCCGGAUCGGCGGCAAGUGGUUGUUUGGGGUGGCCAUGCUGGUGGCAGCCCUGCUGACCAUCAUCACGCCCGUGGUGGCAGAAAACACCUUCGUAGGUCUAAUGGUGGUUCGCAUUCUGCUAGGAGCUGCUUCGGGCGUGACGUUUCCCGCCAUGCACUGCAUGUGGGGGUCAUGGGCGCCGCCACUAGAGAGAACAAAGCUGAUGGCCUUUACCUAUGCCGGUGCACAGGUGGGCAACAUAAUUACCUUUCCUUUGGCCGGCUUCUUAUGCAAAUAUGGCUUCGCAGGGGGAUGGCCUUCAAUCUUCUACGUCAUAGGUGGGGUGGCGUUGCUGUGGGUGGUGGUGUGGAUGUUGUUCACCAGUAAUACUCCAGCACAGCAUCGCCGCAUCACCGACAUCGAGCGACGCUACAUCCAGUCCAGUCUGCAAAGUAACGACACUGACGACACCAAGAGGCCGAGCAUACCCUGGCGAGGGAUCGCCACAUCCAUGCCCAACUACGCCAUCAUCGUCAGCAACAUCACUUCCGACUGGGGCGCCUACACCCUGCUGACGAGCAUCCCUACCUACAUUAGCGAGGUCCUCAAAUUCGACAUAGCCUCGAACGGACUGGUCUCGGCGCUGCCCUACAUCGGGAUGUGGGCCACGAUGAACAUAUCCGGGUGGCUGUCAGAUCUCCUUCGCCGCCAUCGACUUUUAAGCACUGGGAAUACCCGGAAACUGAUGGACGCUUUUGGGAAGGUGGUGGCUGGGUUGCUGCUGGUGGGGCUCGGGUACGUGGACUGCACACAGCCGGCAGUCGCUAUCGCUCUACUGGUGCUGGGUGUCUCCAUCGCCGGCUUCCAGUACAGCGGUUUCCUAGUCAACCACGUCGACAUCGCCCCGGCCUUCGCCGGCAUCCUCUUCGGCAUCUCCAACUCCAUCGCCGCGGUCACGGGAUUCCUCUCGCCCGUCGUUGUCGGCAUCAUCACGGAGGAGGUAUGCUACGAGGCGGAAUGGCAGAUCGUCUUCUACGUCGCGGCCGCAAUUUACCUGUUCGGCGCCAUCUUCUACGUUAUCUUUGCCUCCGGGGUGCUGCAGCCGUGGGCCUCGGGGGCCUCCAAGACACUGGAGGUGGAUGACGGAGGGCUGGCGAUGGCGGAGUCCCCCGUGGACAAGGGAGACAAUGACGUCGAGCAGAAGGAGCGCCUGAUGAGGAAUGUGACGAACGACAGACUCUAACACCUGGCGAAAACGACAGACUCUAACACCUGGCGAAGUAUCUAACGAGUGACAGGUUCUAACAGAACUCUUUGCCAUCUGGUCCGCAACAUGUCAACCCGUCUCUCCCUUGAAUCCCUCAGCUGUCCCUGCCUGCACUGUUGUGGAGGGUGUGUUUUGAAAUAACUGACACCACACUGAUGCUACUUUUGUUUUCGUGAAAACUCACAACAAUCAGGAAAACUGUUGCCACCUUCAUCUUUGUAACCCUUGAGUUGGCAUUUUUUCUUUGUUUAGCUUCAGGAAUGAUAUAGCCGACAUGACAGGAAGGUGGACUGAGAGAGAGCAGGUUCAAUUUUUUCUGUUGCUUUUGCUUUAGUCUCUGUUUUAAUUUUUUUUUUUUUUUUUUUUUUUGUUUGGUGGAUUUGCCUGUGGAAGAUUUCGUCAGCCAGCAAAGGAACGAUCAGGCAAGACAUUUUCUCCUGGCUUAGCCUCAGCCACUUAGGAUGAGGGACUGUUCGCAGGAAGGCAGGGCUGACCAGCAAUUUCAACAUUUCAGAAGUUGUGAACAGACUGAAAGAAGGCGUAGGUGGCUCAUGCUGAGCAUCUACACAGAAAAGAAAAGAAGAUUACAAAAAAUGUUGUAGGGUGCAUUUACACUUACAACUGUGCCGCGUAAAAUUUUUAAUGACUUUUAUAUAUUUAUUUUAGUAAUAUUCAAUUGUAAAACAACGCGUGCGCCUGUUUGAUGGUCGCUGUUGCAUUUCUACGAAGCUAGUGAGGAAGUAUGACAUAAAAAAAGGAAAAGCUGUGGUCAAAGCUCCAGCCGGUGACUCUGGCUGUCACCUGACCUCCUCACCAGCUGCGUGCGGCUGUAGCUUCAGUCUGUUAUUUUCAUCUUUGGCAAAUUUUAUUGUCGUUUUGUUUUAUACAUUUAUUUUACAAUCUUUACUAUACCUUUGCAUUUUGGGUGAUGGUUUUGGGGUGGUUGGUGUGGUGGCUAGUGGGCAGCACAGCCGGUAUCGACAGGUGUGUCAAGGUGCUAGUAUUGUCAGCUGCUUAUUUUACCGCUGGAUGCGUCGUUGUUACAGCUGGAGAACUUGUCACAGUGCGUUUGAGUUAUUUAUUUUUUAUUUAUUUAAUUUUGAAGCGACUGAGGUAGUAUCAGAGGUAACGGACGGGUGAAUUGCGAGACAUUAAAGAUGAUUAGGGGAAUAAAUGAUGAGCCUGACCAACGUAUAUGGAUUUUGUAAAAAAAAAAUAAAUAAAUAAAAACAAGAACAAAGCAAAAUAAAAGAGAGAGAUUCUCUUUAACGUUUGUCUAUAGAGUCGUUAUAUGUAGGAACAAAGACAGAAGUGAUGAUUGACUACUGAAUACUGGAACAAGUAUGAAACGAUGAAUUUGAAUAACUGAAGCCAAAUUAUAAAUUCACUCCCCAUGUUCUGUACGGAUUAAAAUAUAAAUUGUUCAUACGUUUUAUUCAAACUUCUUUGAAGUGGUAGACCUUUCUGUGUGGUUUUUAAAUUACAUUUAAGUUACAUGGUGCUUUGAUUGUUGUCGUUGCUAUGUUUCCCACACACAUAUCAGACACCUACCUGAGGAGCUGUUCAUUGUGAUCUAGUCUUUUGUCAACAAGUUUGGCUCGAUGUCAAACACCAACAGACUUGCAUAUUGUUGGAUUACAUUCAUUCUGUCGGUGUGUCUAACGACUUUUUCAUCGUCAUCGUUAGUCUGUGCUAUAAAUGGUACUUAAUUGAAAAUUGUCUGCCCUUGUCAUUUGUUUCCUAUUAUCAACAAGGUUCUGAUUGUGUAAAUUAGUUUUAGUCGAGAUAAUUACGAUUUUUAGCGACUUAAUUUUUUAAUUUUUAUAUAGAAAUCUUAUGCUAUUUGAAAUUUACAUUUUUUAGAAGAAAUUUGCGCGGCGUCAACAGUUUGUUUACAAGUGUUUGUGAGAGAAAGAGAGAUGAGCUUUGGAAGCAUAAUUUUUAGUGUGGGUGAUAUGAACUUUUUCUUGCUUUCUAGUAAACUUAAUUGCACUCGUGUUGCCAGGUGCUUGAAAGUCUUCCAUUUGUUUUUUUUUCUGUCCCUUGCAGAGUGUGUGCGAUAUUUGUGUUGUGAGGUGUUGGGAGUUUACUAGAGGAUGUUGUAUCUAGGGACAUGAACCAUCAUGCACGACGACAGUUGCAUUUAUAUGAGUUGUUAUGUUUGACCGCAGUACUUCAGGACUGUGUUGUACUUAAGCGCGUGCCUGUGGCGAGCCAGCAUUUUCCGAAGCCAAGCUCCUCUGAUUGGCUGCCUUGCCCUCCCCAUCCCUGGUCCUGUCCCCCAGUACACAACUGGCAUGGUUUGCAACACCUGUUAUUGAAUCUGUCAGUAUACUUCUAUAUACCAGCUCGUGAACCGUUCAUCCUCUUUCUUGAUGACGGACUUUUGUAUGUUUACAAUUGAAUACUUGUUUACAGAUACCGCAGGAAACGGACAAAGAUUAUUUUUAUUAGAUUGCACGUAAAAACGUGUUGACAAGAGUAUGUGUGUAUAUAUAUCAUCUGUACUGUCAUAUGUAGGUAAAUGUGUGUUGACCGAAGACUUUGCAAAAUAAUGUUACUGCAUUAAUGUGUUUUAUUUCUCUAUUGUAAGUGGUUUCCAAUAUUUUUGAAUUUGCUGAAUCUCAUUAGAAAUUAUGUCAAUAUAUUCGUCUUUUUAGCUUUGUUUUGAGGAGUGUCACAUAUCCAUAUCUGGUAAAGGGUGUUUUCACGAGCACUUGUAAGCAGCAGUUGUGGGUGGGUUUAUUUUGUGUGUGUGUGUGUGUGUUGCCCAUGUCCCUGGGGCAUUUAUCAAGCAAUGCUUAUUCUAUUUCAGUGUGGCCUUGUGCGUGCGUGCGUGCACCCUUGCAUCUUAAAGUAUGGCGGCGUGGUAGAUUGGGACUUCUUUGCAUGAUAUAUGACAGCUAUAUUCUAUUUUUGUGUGCUUUUACAUUGAAAUGCCUUGCCAACCAUAGUCACGGUGCAGUCUUUGAUUAUAAUCAUGCCUGAUGGAGAAUUAAUUUGCCAUUGCUUUCUUUUUCUUCGCUUUUUUUUUUUUUUUUUUUGGCAGGGGAAUAAAUUUUGUUUUGAAAUUCGCA
Messenger RNA from Pomacea canaliculata, 5162 nucleotides. RefSeq lists its product as uncharacterized. The record is from RefSeq and is a predicted model, not a curated record. Gene Ontology annotation, molecular function: transmembrane transporter activity. Bases 460 to 2061 code for a protein of 533 amino acids. The transcript is spliced from 11 exons. NCBI's taxonomy places the organism in Eukaryota, Metazoa, Mollusca, Gastropoda, Architaenioglossa, Ampullariidae. Gene Ontology annotation, biological process: monoatomic anion transport; transmembrane transport.